This is a messenger RNA of Parastagonospora nodorum SN15, 978 nucleotides long. RefSeq lists its product as hypothetical. The record is from RefSeq and is a predicted model, not a curated record. The transcript is spliced from 3 exons. Lineage: Eukaryota; Fungi; Ascomycota; Dothideomycetes; Pleosporales; Phaeosphaeriaceae. The coding region runs from base 1 to 978 and encodes 325 amino acids.
AUGGCGGUUCAUGAUCAGCUAUCAGUGAUUUUGGCAUUUGUACUUACGGGCUUGUCGACUAUCAUUGUGGCUCUAAGAGAUUCGUUUGCACGAGUAGCAACCGGCAAUCUUCUCACGACAUGGAUCUACCGCCUAUCCUACAUUCUCGACCUCUGUCUGAUCAAAACCUCAAUCUUGCUAUUCUACAACCACAUCGCCUCUGCUCGCAAGAGCUUCCACCUCCUCGUUCGCACUCUGCUUGCCAUCAAUCUGCUCGGAGGCUCCUCUAUGAUCGUCGCCGCCGUAUUCACCUGCUACCCAAUUUCCGACAGUUGGUCCUUCGAAGUUUUCGAAAAGGGUCUGCACGGCAUCCACGCCACCCAGUGCUACAACCCCGGCCCAUUCUGGAUCGCAAACGCCACAUACAACCUCGUCACCGACAUCGUCAUAUGGACCCUCCCAAUAAUCUUCCUCCUAAACCUCACCACCAUGUCCCCCCGCCGACGCCUCGAACUCGCCGCCAUCUUCUCCUUCGGCCUGCUCGCCAUCGUCGGCUCUGCCGCCCGCCUGCGCGUCAUCAUCCUCUGGCUCUCCUCCUUCGUCCAGCAAGCCGAGAACUUCGCCAACCUACUCAUUUGGUCGCAAGUCGAGCAGAACAUCGGCAUCAUCGCCGGUUCCGUCCCAUUCCUACGCCCCCUAUUCCGAAAAGUUUUGCAUUCGUAUCGCAGCCGCACCCGCAGUCGCGAGCAAGCCAGCCCCGCGCCGGGCAUGGGCAUGGGCAUGCAGCUUAUUGAUCCGGAACAGAGGGGCGCGCUACCGGAUCAGGAUGCGCAUUUCGUGGUGCCGAGGGAGUUGGUCAUUCCUGAUCCGAGCCCUGAGGAUGGCGAGUUCAAGGUUCCCGAGGAGGAAUUGGCGCCGAUUCAGAGCUUCAAGAGCCAGUGUAGUUGGGGCAGUGCGGUUUGGGAUGGGAGUCAGGUCAGGCAGGUUUUGCCGACUUGA